This is a messenger RNA of Neocloeon triangulifer, 2530 nucleotides long. It is a transcript of the gene Stt3B, whose product is annotated as dolichyl-diphosphooligosaccharide--protein glycosyltransferase subunit STT3B. Gene Ontology annotation, cellular component: membrane. Gene Ontology annotation, molecular function: dolichyl-diphosphooligosaccharide-protein glycotransferase activity. The coding region runs from base 37 to 2388 and encodes 783 amino acids. The transcript is spliced from 10 exons. NCBI's taxonomy places the organism in Eukaryota, Metazoa, Arthropoda, Insecta, Ephemeroptera, Baetidae. The record is from RefSeq and is a predicted model, not a curated record. Gene Ontology annotation, biological process: post-translational protein modification.
AGUUCCAACCCGUCGGUGGGUGUGUAUACCGGCAAGAUGGCAGGCGGCAGCGUGUCGGUCGGUUCACGGCCGCCGAAAACACCGAAUUCGGCGUCCCUGGUGAACGCGUCGGGACUGCAGAGUUUGGUGGUCUUUCUGGUACUGCUGCUGGCCUGGAUCGGUGGCUUUGCGUCGCGCCUCUUCGCCGUCAUCCGCUUCGAGAGCAUCAUUCACGAGUUCGAUCCAUGGUUCAAUUACCGAGCCACUGCGUACAUGGUCCAGCAUGGCUUCUACAAUUUCCUCAACUGGUUCGACGAGCGAGCGUGGUACCCUUUGGGCCGAAUCGUUGGGGGCACCGUUUACCCCGGGCUGAUGUUAACCUCGGGCGCCAUCCACUACGUCCUGCACUCACUGAACAUUCCUGUCCACAUCAGGGACAUCUGCGUCUUCCUGGCGCCUGUUUUCUCCGGACUGACCGCCAUCUCGACCUACUUCCUGACCAAGGAACUUUGGUCACCGGGCGCUGGCCUCUUUGCGGCCGCCUUCAUCGCCAUUGUCCCUGGAUACAUCAGCAGAUCGGUGGCUGGAAGUUAUGACAAUGAGGGCAUUGCCAUCUUCGCCCUGCAGAUCACCUACUACUUCUGGGUCAAGGCUGUGAAAACCGGAUCCGUGUUUUGGGCUUCCAUGGCCGCACUCGCCUAUUUCUACAUGGUGAGUGCAUGGGGUGGCUACGUGUUCAUCAUCAACCUGGUGCCGCUGCAUGUGUUUGCCCUGCUGCUGAUGGGCCGCUACUCGGCGCGCCUCUACACGGCCUACUCGACCUUCUACAUCCUGGGCCUGCUGCUCAGCAUGCAGAUUCCCUUCGUUGGUUUCCAGCCUGUCCGCACCUCCGAGCACAUGGCCAGCACGGGCGUCUUCCUCCUGCUGAACGCCAUCGGCGCCCUCAAGUAUGUCCAGGCCCUCAUCUCCAAGUCGGACCUCAAGGCGCUUUUCCUCACUGCGGCCGCAGCGGCCGCCGGAGCUGUUUUCCUUGCGGUCAUCGGCCUCACCUACAUGGGCGUCAUUGCCCCCUGGAGUGGACGGUUCUACUCUCUGUGGGACACUGGCUACGCCAAAAUACACAUUCCAAUCAUUGCGUCAGUGUCCGAGCACCAGCCGACAACGUGGUUCUCCUUUUUCUUUGACCUGCACAUCCUGGUGGGCACUUUCCCAGUUGGCCUGUGGUACUGCAUCAAGUCGAUCAAUGACGAGCGCGUCUUUGUUGUCCUUUACGCCCUGUCCGCCGUCUACUUUGCUGGCGUCAUGGUGCGCCUGAUGCUCACCCUGACACCUGUUGUCUGCAUCUUGGCCGGCGUUGCCUUUUCGCGCCUCUUUGAACUCUACCUCAAGGACGAAGACCCUAAAGUGCCCAUUGAUGAGGCCGACUCGGAGGGCGACGAUGCUGCUGAAACUAUGACUGGACGAAAACUCUACGACAAGGCUGGAAAAAUGCGUCGGAUGAGACACGAACAGCCGACCGAGCCGACAAGUCUUGGCGCCAACAUCCGCAUGGUGAGCAUUGUGGCCACUGUCAUGAUGCUGAUGAUGUUUGCCGUGCACUGCACCUGGGUCACCUCAAAUGCCUACAGCAGCCCCUCCAUCGUGCUCGCCUCAUACGGAAAUGACGGGUCCAGACAAAUCCUGGACGAUUUUAGAGAAGCCUACUACUGGUUGAGUCAAAAUACUGCCGACGAUGCUCGAGUGAUGAGUUGGUGGGACUACGGCUACCAGAUAGCAGGGAUGGCCAACAGGACCACUCUAGUUGACAACAAUACUUGGAACAACAGUCACAUUGCCCUCGUUGGUAAAGCCAUGUCGUCAAACGAAAGCGCUGCCUACGAGGUGAUGAAAGCCCUGGACGUGGACUAUGUGUUGGUGAUUUUCGGCGGCGUCAUCGGCUACAGUGGUGAUGACAUCAACAAGUUCCUGUGGAUGGUGCGCAUUGCCGAGGGUGAGCACCCCAAGGACAUCAGGGAGAGCGACUUCUUCACCGAGCGCGGCGAGUUCCGAGUGGACGAGGAGGGCACCCCGACGCUCCUCAACUGUCUCAUGUACAAACUCAGCUACUACAAGUUCGGCGACCUCAAGCUUGACUACCGAAGCCCCGCAGGUCUCGACCGCACCAGGCAGGCCGUCAUCGGAAACAAAAACUUCGAACUGACUUACUUGGAGGAGGCUUACACCACGGAACACUGGCUUGUCAGAAUUUACAGGGUGAAGAAGGAAAAUGAGUUCAACCGGCCGAGGAUUCCCGUGGCCAACCGUGUGAUCAAAGGAAGUCGCCUAUUCGUAUCAAAAAAGACUAGUAAGAGGAAGAAAGGGUCCUUGAAAAACCGGCCAGUUGUUGUUAAAGGCAAGAAGAGGACGUAGUGGAAGAGCGUUUGUUUGUUUGAUUGUCUGUCUGUCUGACUAUUGACUUGUGUGAUGCAAAAGGGAAUAAUUGUGGUGAUUGAACUGCCGUUUGUUGCUUUUUUAAACAAUAAAAUCCCAGCUGUUUGAAAAAAUACGAAAA